Molecule: messenger RNA, 1763 nt
Organism: Hydra vulgaris (swiftwater hydra)
Lineage: Eukaryota; Metazoa; Cnidaria; Hydrozoa; Anthoathecata; Hydridae
Source: RefSeq, a predicted model, not a curated record
AGUAACCAUCUUCAUUUCAAAAGAACAGAAAACGCUAUAAAUUACUAAAUACCUAUCAAACAAUUUUUGUUUUGAAAUUCUAAUAUUUUAAGAUUAAUAUGAUAUAAAUUUGUACAAUUUAUUUAUAUUUUUGUUAAAAUUUUUCUUAAGAUACCUAGUUGCACAGAUGAAGUCAAUGGGGAAGGCAGUAUCAAUUGAAUCUAAACAUCUGUAAAAAGUCAUGUCUUUUAUCAGUCAAUAUACACCAAAAUGGUUUCCAUCAAACUUCUUCGAUAUUAACAAUAAAGAAUUAAAAAUAGUUGUUUGCAUUGGAGGUGCUAUUUUGGGAGCCAAGUUAUCGCUUGACUAUGCUAAAAAAAUUAGUAUGUCAGGAAAUUCCAAUAACCCACUUGUAAAAACUCUUCACAAUAUUUUAAAACCAUAUUUAAAUUGUGGUCUUUUGGUUCGAAAUGAGUUUUCAGUAUUGCUUCCAUGGCAGUUUUGUGUACUUUCAAAAAAAUCUUAUGUUAUUGUGAAUUAUGGAUCUUACGGUACUGUUCCAAUUAAAGUUCAAAAUUAUCAAACUGCUUUACUGAGGCAAACAGAAUGCUGUCCAGACUUAUUCUAUCGGUUUACACUGAUAGAAAAGUAUGAAGAAAGUCGUGUUGUUGUUGCUAAUGCUGUUGGUUGUCACCCUGAUAAUCUUGUUUUUGUUGAAAAUAUUACUGAAGGUAUUAAUGUUUCUCUUCGUUCUUUUCUUCGCAACUUUACCAAGAGUGACUCAAUAUUAUGCUUGCGUAGCAUUGGUUACAGUGCUGUUUUAAAAGCGAUAGAUGUGCUUGCAAAAGAAUAUAAUGUUAAAGUUGUUAACUUGGAAAUUCAAUUUCCGAUUCAUUCAAAAGAAGAUUUGUGUGCGCAAUUUGAAGAUGCUAUUCUGAAACAUCCGAGAAUCAAGUUAGCAAUUUUUGAUCACAUUACUAGUGCAUCUUCUGUUGUUUUACCAAUUCAUGAUCUCGGAAUUAUAUGUCAAAAGUACAAUGUUAUAUCAGUUGUUGAUGGGGCUCAUGCACCUGGACAACUAUAUUUGGACGUUGAGAACUACAAUGUUGAUAUUUACUUAGGAAAUCUUCACAAGUGGUACUAUACUCCUAAAAGCUGUGCUAUUAUGUAUGUGAAGAGUAAAUAUCAUGACCAAAUGCAGCCAUCAUGGGUUUCACAUCAUGCUUAUAUGAACUUUCAUCAGCGAUUCUGGAGACAAGGAACGAAGAAUUACACUGCAAUGCUUACUGCAGGCUAUUCUGUUGGAGAGUAUAUGAAGAAUAUUGGUGGAAUAAGCCAUCUACAUUCUUAUAUAACUCCACUUGUUGAAUGGGCUGUCCAAUUAUACAUCCAUGAAUGGGGUACAGAAGAAAUUCAAGUGCCGCCAGAUAUGAAAGCACCAUACAUGCGAACUGUGUACUUGCCAAACGUCUUUACUGAAGUUUACGGAGGCGACAGCAUUGCAGCAGACGCAUUGAUAAAGUCUUUGAUAAAAGAGGAAAGAUUAGUGAUUUUCAUCAAUCCUGUUCAAGGUCGCUUAUCCACUAGAGUUUCAGCGCAAAUAUUUAGCACGCGUGCCGAAUAUACCUAUGCGGCUGAAGUUAUUAAAAGGAAAGCAUUAGAGUUAACAGAAAAACUAGCCGGACAAGAGGUUGUUAACUUUUAAUGCAAGUAAGAAACUUGAACAUUUUUUCAAAAUAAAAUUUGGUAAGUGUUUUUAGAAAAAUUUGUGUCAUUUCAUCAGA